AGCCAGGGACUACAUGGGUCGUGGCAGCCGGUCCGCGCGUUGCAAUUCUUGCAAAAUUGGAUCGCUCACCGACCGGAGGCACGAUUACUUCGAGAACGAGAGGAGAUCGAAAGAGAACUUCAGGCCGGAAAUGUAGUGCCUAUCUUGGAACGGAUGACCCCCGAGCAAUUGGAUGCGCAACGGCUCCUCAUUUCUUUGCUUGACUCCAGGGCGUGGACGACGGAUUUCAUUGGCGCUGUCCUUGAGGAUCCUCACUUUGUUCCUCGUCGGGAGCUAACCCCGGAGGAGGAUGCAGCCAGUAUUUCGCACUUUGAAAACAGUGUCCGCGACGCGUUCCAAAGGCGUGGUGACCGCGUGCUACAGACCCCAGGCCUGCGUGAGAGCGAUCACGAAGAAGUGGGUCUGCUGCCAUGGCUGGAAAGGUUCGCCUUGCGCGGGACCUCGGGCACAGUUUUCUUCCGGGUGCGCAAUUUCUACAUCGGCCGCGACGAUGGGAUCCUCAGAGCCGUGGUGAUUACCGGCUUGGAGCCGAGUGACGCCUGGCUGCGGGAGGGAUUGGACGAGGGCCGGGGGUUCGUGUGGCACCCGGAAUACGAGUUGGAUCACACGACCGUUUUCCACGCGGAGGACGUGACUACAACGGGAUACGGAACUUCUACUUCCCGUCGGGAGAUACGGUGGAAAAUAGCCGACGGGGAGUUCCCGUCCGACACUGCCGAAGCUUGGCAAGAGAAGCUGCGAGAACAAGCUGAAUCGCAACAACGUCCCCGUCCGGGAAUCUUGCGCGACCAGGAGCAGCGCGGCGGCGGCCGAGGAUCUUCGGAUCGUGGACCUGCGGCUUCAGAAAGUUUUGGACCGGCCAGGGCUUUGGAGGAUGAGCCGGGGCGGCCGCGUGCUGGUGCUUCGUUGCCUUCUUCCUCCUCUUCGCGGCCAGGAAAGAGGGGCGCAGCGCCUUCUCAGAUAGGAGAAACACCACCAACAGUAGAUCAGCGAGGUCCACCUCUGGCUUAUAAUUUGGUGCCCAUGAUCGAGCGCCGCUUCGUGACGCAACUUCAGCAAAGCUUGGAACCGCUACGACCUGCUCCGGCAGAGGGUAGCAUCGCCCCACGACACCGGGAAUACGCACCGGACAUAGAGGCGCUCCAGCUCUUUAGAGACUGGAUCACGCUUCGGCCGAAGGUGAAGAACAGGCGUCGUCGUGAAUCGCGGCGACAGAAGCCCGGCGCCGGCCAUCCGGGAGAAGAACCGCAGCCGCUCCUGGAGCCGAUGACCCCCCAGCAGAAGGCCCUACAGAGAGUUUUCAUUCGCCUACUCGAAAGCGCCAGGUGGACUGUGCCUACGACCCGCCCGGCUACCCUCGGAGAUGGCGCAGUGAACAAGGGCGAGACGUUGGAAGAGCAAGCCGAAGUCUGGACACAAUCCGAGCUGUUGCAAGAUCGUAUUGAGGCUGCGUUCGAUAGUUACAACCGUGACACAUUUCGGAACAGGUCGGAAAAUCAUGACGUGCCAGGUCUGCGAGGCCUCGAGACGCUUGCCCUGGGUGGGGGAUUUAGUGGCGGGACUGUAAUUUUCGGGGUCCGGAAUUUCUAUUAUGACGAGACAACCGGCACGCGCAGAGCUGUGGUGAUGACCGGUUUGAAGCUAUCCUGUGUAAAAACGUCCCCAACUUCCCAGGGUUCUCAAGUAGAUGGGGAUUUUGCUAUAGAAGUCAACAGGUUUUGUGGGUUGUGCAUGACAAGUUUAGGUUCGCAUUGUAAUCUUGUUUUGUAGCACUAGCAGGUACUGCAGCCGCAUGAGAAACACAGCGCCUUAAUAUGAUCGUGGUGGUAGCAUGACAAAUUCCCAAGCAGCAUGAGGAAAAAAUGCUCCUCAUGUGAUUGGGAUUGCGCAUGUUGAGAAAGAGAAACAACAUUUUACUUAUGCAGAUUUGCAUGACAACUCGGGGAGGACCAUGCGGAUGUUUUUCCUCAGGACAGGAACCGCGCAGCCGAGACUUCGCGUGGGGGCCAGAGUACGAGGUGGAUCACACGACCGUGUUCGAAGCUAUCGAUGAAAAAUAUCGCGCGGCGACAGCCGGAAGCGAAAUUCCACCACGACCACAGCUGUGGUGGAAAAGUAAGCCUGGUGAGUAUCAGUCAGCAGCUGCACGCGAGCUUUACCGUGCGCGGCGGGAGGAAAUGAACGCGAGGAGACAACGCGGCGGCGCACAGGAUGUAGAUCAUUCACCGGAACCAGCAGUCUGGGUCUCACUCCCAGACCAUGGGGGUGCUGCGCCUGCGCCUGGUCCACCCCAACGACCGGUGGGGCGUCGACGUCGCGGCGAUCUGGAUGAGGAGCUGCAAACAGAGGCCGCACUCCUGGAGUCUUUGGCAGCAGUGCCACGGCAAAACGUGCAAAACCGGUGGCAAGAUGUUUGUGACAGCGAUAAUAAUGUUAGUGACAGCGAAAAGCGAGGUCGUGACAGUGGCGAAGCCGGCGGCGCCGCUGCGUCGUCACAUCGAGCCACGAGCCGUCGCGCGUCUCCACUGCGCCGUCCUCUUCUUGGUACAUCGGCGAGCGACGCCGGAGGGGGACCAACUCUCCCCGGGCCGUCGUCGUCGUCGAUGCCGCGGCACUCUGCCCGUGGACGCCGUGACCCCACUGGGCCCCCAGGAGGGCAGCCACCCUCGUAGGGAGGCAGCUGCUGUGGGCGAAGAACCUCACACGGCAGGCCUGUGCGGGCAGUCCCAGUCGAGUCUGUCGGACCCGGACUGAGUCGAAGAUCAGUUGUUUCGGGCGUACGGCUUAAAAGCUUGAUGUUGUCCUAGCGGGCGGUCGAAGUAGUGUAUAGAAAGUAUAACAAAGCAGUUUUUCUAUUUCUAGCUACUGGUGCAACAAUUUCUGGCUCUGCUAAUAAAGACCGAGCAGGAUAAUGAUAAAAUGAAAGCAGGAGCAUAUGCAGCCACAUAUUUUUGUCAGUGUAUUUUUCUCUGUAGUAAGAUAACAUUUCCCGCAUGAUCGUGAUCCUAAAGAUGUCUGUAGGCCAUCAGCAGGCACUCUUCUUCCUGCCUAUCUUCAUGCCCUCACGACCUCGUACCUCCGCACGUGAUACUUUAGGCGCCGUUGCCUUGAGGCUUUCAGAACUUUACGGACCGUACAACCCCAUGUAACGGCCCCGUUAUGUCACAGUAUCAACAUGUAAAAGUUUAAGUUUUAGAACGAAAAUCGAUUCGACCGACUUGUUAAAAAAGGAUCAUCUUCGCGACAUGGGCAACAUUUUGCGUAGACGUGGUGAGACACUUAACCUAGCGUGACCAAAUAACGAAAGCACGACACAGAAAUGUCUCCGAGGCUGACUGUAACUAGACGACCAAAUUUCAAAAAACAACAGCAGCACUUCGUGUACAAUUCUCGCGAGAACACCACUAUACUGACUUUUUUAUACAUACCUCUUGCCGCGAGGGGGUUCUUCGCUCUAUUCAAACUCAAAGUCUCCUUUCAUGUACAAUCAUUUUCAUUUUCCAGCACUGACACUGCCAUUUUUUUCAUCAUUUUCUGGUACAGGAACACAAAACAGAUGUCCGUCAAGAAGCACAAAAAGUGCAGGAGCUGCAACUGCAACAUGAACAUGUAUUGAAGUAAGUAAAAGUAGACCUCUGUCUAAACCAUACAGCAGCUCUGUCUUGAAAGUAGACACAAGAUCUUCACAAGGAGAAAAAAAUGAGAAAGCUAGUCUUGAGAAGACUAUGAACGCGAAAACCGAUCGUGACC
This is a messenger RNA of Amoebophrya sp. A120, 3750 nucleotides long. NCBI's taxonomy places the organism in Eukaryota, Dinophyceae, Syndiniales, Amoebophryaceae. The record is from the annotation of a GenBank genome assembly.